AUGAUCAAUUCAAUAUAUUUAGCUAUUGUUUUGGUUUCAUUUUGUGGAGUUAUAACAUGUUCAAAUGUAGUUGACUAUAAAGGAUGGACUUUGUAUUGGAGUGAUGAGUUCAACGGUACCACUCUAAAUAGCUAUUGGAGAGCACAGAAUUUCGCACCUUCCGAUGGUGACAACGACAACGGUGAACUAGAAUUCUAUUUGCCAAGAAACUGUUUGUUUGAGAAUGGUAAUCUCGUUAUGAAAUCAGCGAGAGAACCCUAUCAAGGUUACAACUACACAUCAUGUUCGAUUAUUUCAAAGGUUGGCGAGACCUAUGGUCGUUUUGAAGCGAGAAUGAAACUGCCAAUUGGAAAAGGAUUUUGGCCGGCUUUUUGGAUGCUCCCAGAGAGUUAUACUUGUAAAACCUAUAAGGAAAUCGAUAUCAUGGAGAAUAUUGGUGAGGCAGGUGACGAUGAAGAUCCAAAUAUCUUUGCAACCUAUCAUUCUGGAACAUCGUGUGAUCCUCAGAACCAUUCGAACAACGGUACUUGGAUUCCAUCUUUUGCCUCUGAUUUCCACUUGUACUCUGUUAUUUGGGAUGUAGAUUAUUUAGUAUUUAUGGUUGAUAAUAUUCCUUAUUUAACAGUGAACAAAACAAAUUCACCAAAUCAAAUAUUUCCAAAUGAUACACCAUUUAUUAUAAUACUUAAUGUUGCUGUUGGUGGAAAAUGGCCUGGAACACCAGACAAUACAACUGUCUUUGAGAAUAACUAUGGUUUAGUUGAUUUUGUUAGAAUUUAUAAAAGAACGAAUGAAACAUCUACAACAACAACAUCAGCAACUACAUCUACAACAACUACAUCGUCUACAACAACAACAACUGAUAGUAUUACAACUGAUGGUGUUACUUCAUCUACAUCCACUUCAGAACCCAACAAUAGUUUAUCAAAAUUAUUCUUUAUUAAUAAUACAUUGAAUAUAUUAAUAGUAUUAAUAUUCCUAAUCUUUUCUUAUUAUCUAUAA
Heterostelium album PN500 is the source of this 1002-nucleotide messenger RNA. RefSeq names its product glycoside hydrolase family 16 protein. Gene Ontology annotation, biological process: carbohydrate metabolic process. NCBI's taxonomy places the organism in Eukaryota, Evosea, Eumycetozoa, Acytosteliales, Acytosteliaceae. The transcript has 4 exons. Bases 1 to 1002 code for a protein of 333 amino acids. The record is from RefSeq and is a predicted model, not a curated record. Gene Ontology annotation, molecular function: hydrolase activity, hydrolyzing O-glycosyl compounds.